GUAAAGAAAGGCACGGGAAGGUGAAGAGAGUGUAGGUUUCCAGCUUCUUCCCCAAGAAAUAAAAUGUAUUUGACUUUGUCUAAGCAAAUAUGUCGUCACUUUAACGUCAUUCAUUACCUAGAAUGCAAUUAAGAUAUGGCUUUUACAUAAGCCACCAAAUUUGGUUUUGUUGCCCCAAAAUAUCCCAAGAAAAGAUCAACUUCUUCUUCUUACCAAAACUGUCGGCGUCGUCUCCUCUAAGCUCCUCCCAUGGAAGCAGAAGAAGGUCAUCAGCGUGACCGCCUCUGCGACUAUUGCGACUCCUCCGUGGCUCUUGUCUACUGCAAAGCUGACUCCGCCAAGCUCUGCCUCGCCUGCGACAAGCAAGUCCACGUCGCCAACCAACUCUUCGCCAAACACUUCAGGUCACUUCUCUGCGACUCCUGCAACGAAUCUCCCUCUUCCCUUUUCUGCGAGACUGAAAGGUCUGUUCUUUGCCAGAACUGCGACUGGCAACACCACACCGCCUCUUCCUCCCUUCAUAGCCGCAGACCCUUUGAAGGAUUUACCGGCUGUCCCUCCGUGCCUGAGUUGCUGGCCAUCGUUGGCCUCGAUGACCUCACUCUCGAUUCCGGAUUGCUUUGGGAGUCACCUGAGAUCGUUAGCCUCAACGACCUUAUUGUUUCGGGCGGGUCGGGUACUCAUAACUUCCGGGCCACGGAUGUUCCUCCUCUGCCUAAGAAUCGUCACGCCACCUGCGGGAAAUACAAAGAUGAGAUGAUCCGACAGCUCCGUGGACUAUCCAGAUCUGAGCCUGGUUGUCUGAAAUUUGAAACCCCAGAUGCUGAGAUCGAUGCCGGGUUCCAAUUCCUAGCGCCGGAUUUGUUUUCUACAUGCGAGCUGGAGAGUGGACUGAAAUGGUUCGAUCAGCAAGAUCAUGAGGACUUUCCAUAUUGCUCUCUGCUAAAGAACUUGUCGGAGUCAGAUGAGAAACCUGAGAAUGUAGACCGAGAGUCAUCGGUGAUGGUUCCCGUUUCCGGCUGCUUAAACCGAUGUGAGGAAGAGACUGUGAUGGUUCCGGUUAUCACUAGUACAAGGUCGAUGACACAUGAGAUCAACAGUCUUGAGAGGAACUCUGCUCUCUCUCGCUACAAAGAAAAGAAGAAGUCUCGAAGGUACGAGAAACACAUCAGGUAUGAAUCACGCAAGGUUCGUGCAGAAAGCAGGACAAGAAUCAGGGGACGUUUCGCCAAGGCAGCAGAUCCAUGAAUGAUGAUGAGGUUACUUUGAUAAUCAAAAAUCUUUUGUAUUAAUCGAAUCAUAUAGUGUGUAUGAUCAGAUAAGUUUUUGUAUUCUAAGCUUAGGAGUUAUCACUGUAUAUCGACCACACUCUCAAAAUUGUCACUUAAGAAUAGUUUUUUUUUUGUUUUGCCUCCGAUUCCUAAUUUGCCAAAGGGCAAGCAUGGACGAGCACAGAACAAAACAUGGUUCACAGUUAUAUACAAUCUCAAGACAAGCAAGCAGCAAAAGAACUUGUUGUAAUGUUAGAAAGUGAGAUUGGACCCAUUAAAGAUCCAUGGAGCAAGAAGGGCUUGAUGUAAUUGAUAUUAUGGGCUCAAGUUGUAACAUAGUAAACCCAAUAUAGGUUGGCAUGUUUGGGCCAUUUUCUUUUAAAGCCCAAAUAUAAAAGCGUCUCUUCCCGAUGGCCGGCGAAACAGAAAUUCCGCUGCCGUCGCAGCUUUCACUCUUGUUUUUUUAUUCAGAUGAAAUUGGAUGGCCGAUGAAGACAAACAUCCAAAGGCAUGGGCUCGCGGCAACAACUAUUUGCAAUCUACCAAUAUAUAAUAAUCUGAGGCAGUAUAAAAAUACAAAAAAAAAUGACAACACUUUUUGGCAGAUCAUUCCUGCUACGAUGAAUCUGUCCCAAUGAUAAUCUGAGAAGUAAAGUAAGUUUUGGUUGAACAAGGAAUCUGGAGUGGGUUUUACUUGUUGAGCAAUCAGUAAGCACUAAAUCAUGUAUCAGAGUUGUGGUUAUAUUCUCUAUGUUCUUCUUAGAAUUCAAAUAUGAAUCUGACUUGGA
Arabidopsis thaliana (thale cress) is the source of this 2059-nucleotide messenger RNA. Its product is annotated as B-box type zinc finger protein with CCT domain-containing protein. Gene Ontology annotation, molecular function: zinc ion binding. The coding region runs from base 250 to 1248 and encodes 332 amino acids. Gene Ontology annotation, cellular component: nucleus. Gene Ontology annotation, biological process: regulation of DNA-templated transcription. NCBI's taxonomy places the organism in Eukaryota, Viridiplantae, Streptophyta, Magnoliopsida, Brassicales, Brassicaceae. The transcript is spliced from 4 exons. The record is from RefSeq and is marked reviewed.